This is a messenger RNA of Rhopilema esculentum, 4087 nucleotides long. Its product is annotated as excitatory amino acid transporter 1. Gene Ontology annotation, cellular component: plasma membrane. Gene Ontology annotation, molecular function: glutamate:sodium symporter activity; neutral L-amino acid transmembrane transporter activity; L-glutamate transmembrane transporter activity. Gene Ontology annotation, biological process: L-glutamate transmembrane transport. Lineage: Eukaryota; Metazoa; Cnidaria; Scyphozoa; Rhizostomeae; Rhizostomatidae. The record is from RefSeq and is a predicted model, not a curated record.
ACAAAAUAGUUGGUUUUUUGCUUUUAAGAAUAUUCACUCAAGUUUUCAGUUGUGUAGUUUAUUACCGGUCACAAGAACCGCGUUUUGUUUUCUUCAGGCUUCUCUUUUGUUUUCUUUCACGUUUGAUUAAUUUUUAAAGAAUUCCUUCAAUUUGUUCCUAACCGAAGCUUUUCCGCUGUCUGCAACCGAUACCAAACUUACACGAUGUCGUUUUUCAUACACAAGUCGAUCUAAAUUGCGCGUUACUGGACGACCAUGCCUACAACAUUUGCACUUUUUACGAAACCAAACGCCGAAGUUGAGUUGAAGAAGCCAGGCUCAGAUUACAAUCCCAAAAACGGCGGGCCUAAUUUAGAUAGCCACCUCAAGACAGAAGCUCCACCGGAGAGGCAGAAGCCAAAAUGGAGACGGAUCAUAGAGAAAGAUCUGCUGAUGUUUUUGAUAAUCAUAGCCGUUGUACUCGGCUUCAUUAUUGGUAUAAGCAUCAAUAAACGGGUGCAGUCUUUGGAGGAACCAGAUAAAACUACAGCUCUCGUGCUUAUUGGAUUCCUUGGUGAACUGUUGAUGAGAAUGCUGAAAUUGUUGAUUCUUCCAUUGAUUGUCUCAAGUUUGAUUGUCGGAAUGGCUGCCCUUGAUCAACAAGCAUCUGGUCGGUUAGGACGAAGAGCCAUUUGUUACUACAUGGGCACUACUAUUUUGGCUGUCAUUCUUGGAAUCAUUCUUGUUUUAAUUAUCAAUCCAGGCGGAAAAGCGGCACCAAAUACAGAAAAAAAGAAACAGAGGGAUGUUAUUCCUCUUGACUCGGUUCUCGAUCUAAUAAGAAAUCUUUUCCCUCCAAACAUCGUUGCAGCGUGCUUUGAGCAGACCAAGUCAGCUGUAAAUAUCAUCACAAAGAAAACUAAUGUGACGGUAAAUGAUGGGAAUAGAAAUUCUUCCAGAGCGGCAGGGAGAACCAUUUUAACAGAAAUAAUCAACAGCUCUUAUACCAAGGAAUAUUACGUAGAUACCAAGAGAACAAGGGUCAGUGGUUCAGUCGGAGUGUCCUCUGGUACAAACGUCCUUGGCCUUGUCGUCUUCUCACUUGCUGUUGGUGUCGUGGUUGGCCGAAUGAAAGGCAAGAAGGAGUCGCGAACGCACGCCACAACGUUUAUCAACUUCGUCAUAGCCCUGAACGAUAUUGUCAUGUAUUUGGUCACUCUUGUCAUGUGGUACUCUCCUAUUGGAAUCUGGAGUUUGAUAACAGCCAAGUUUGCCGCCAUGGAAAACAUUGCAGCUACGUUUGAAAGUCUCGGCAUGUAUAUAGUGACUGUCAUUGUGGGCCUUGCCAUACACUCCUUGAUUGUUCUUCCUGGACUUUACUUCUUGUUUACGCGCAAGAACCCGCUCUCAUUUUUAGAAGGAAUUAUACAGGCUAUGCUGACAGCGUUUGGGACCUCCUCUAGUUCUGCGACCCUGCCUGUCACCUUCCGGUGUCUCGAGGAGAAUAACCAUAUUGACAAAAGAGUGACAAGAUUUGUCCUUCCUAUUGGUGCAACAAUCAACAUGGAUGGAACAGCGCUUUACGAGGCUGUUGCUGCCAUCUUCAUCGCACAAGCAUCAAAUUUUUCUCUCAACUUUGGCCAAAUCGUCAUGAUCAGCUUGACAUCGACUUUUGCCUCGAUUGGAGCAGCUGGAAUUCCUCAAGCUGGUCUCGUUACUAUGUUGAUUGUCCUUCAAACAGUUGGCCUCCCAGAAGACGGAAUCAGCUUGAUCAUCGCUGUUGAUUGGUUCUUGGAUCGUAUACGUACUGCUGUAAAUGUUCUUGGCGAUUCAAUUGGAGCAGGAAUUGUGGACCAUUUGUCAAAGGACGAUCUUGACGACAUGGACCACGACGAUAUGGAGCAAGAUGGUAAAAGUGCAGUAUAUGAGAAUACACAAUGCUAGAUUUGUACCAAUCCUCGCCCCAUUAUUGCAACGGUGACAUUGUUUCAUUAUCAAUUUUUCCUAAUAAAUCGCUUAAUGGCUUUGUUUUAUUGCUUAAGAGGUUAUGAAAACACGAUAGAGUCUCUUAGUUAGGACUACUUUACAAAUUCUGCAUUAAAUACUCUGUAGUGAUUUUAAACUUCAUUUUCCUUGCCACUGUACCUAAUGCAUUUUAUAUUUGUUUUUUUAAAUGCAAUGGCAGUCAUGAGUUUUUGAGAUUGCGGGGCCCUAGGCCAAGAAGAUUUCAGGGACUGUGGGCCCUUGUUCUUUACAAUCUCUAUCUUUUUUCUUAGGUGUGGGGCCCCUUUUGGCUACCAUAAGUGCGGGCCUGGGGCCAUGGCCCCCUGGACCCCCUGAAAACCGCUACUGAGGAUAGUUAUCAAUGAGGGGCGUCCGAGUUGCAGUGCAUGCCAUCGUUUUCGUUGCAUUUUGUGCAAGAGCCCCUUGGUUAUUUUGAUGGCACCACAACUCUGCAACUGUAGGUUAGCUAAGAAUUGGUUGAUAACGGCCAGCCAGAAAAAGCAGGCGGUAUGAAAACAGAGUCAGUGUAGGCUUUGUGUAUGUAAUAUUUGCUUGCACUCUCGUCGUUCAGCCAUAACAACAGUUAAGUUAUGUUAUCGGCCUUCCUCAACAUGGCAGCGGUGGGGAACAGCUAUUUGAUUAAGAUUUCAAUUUGAAUUAUUUGGAUGGCUUCAAAGUGGGCAUUGCAACUUGCAAAUUUAAGUUCUGGUGCUUUUUCCUAUGCAUCAUCUCUUAACCUAGAUACAAUGAUUUAUUCUUAUUGCAAUACGUAUUUCAGCCUGCGUGAACAGGUUUCAUUGCAUGCAACUUAAGCAAGACCAAAGUCGUAAACAAAACAUUUUCCGUCGUAUUGAAUAGCCCUGCGUAGCGAGUAUAGUGUAUUUUUAUUUUGACCGUCGAUGUAUCAUUUUAAGGGUGUUUGUAGUGGUAAAUAUGUAAUUUUGAUCAUUAAGAUUGCAAUGUAAAUUUUUGGUGAUUCGGUUGUAUUCGUGUCGGAGUUGUACAUUGUAUUGGUAAAUGAGGAUGGGGAGCUCCACCUUACGGGCUCUGUGAGUCGUUAAAGGUGCUGCCAGAAAUCAUAUGUUCAUCAAAAUUCAGCUGAUUAGGUGAUUGUUUAAUCACAGCAUAAUCGAUAUAUUUUUGAUCGAAUAUACUUUGUGCAGUAGAUUACUCGUAUGCCUCACACCUAGCACACCCCUGCGUAACAAGCCCGGUUUAAAUUAUCCCUUGUGUGAGAUUCCAGACAAGGAAUCCUUGAUGCCUUUGUCUAUUGUCUAAUGUGUAAAAAUAUCCAAUUUUUGAAAUCUAUCGUAACAGAUUUUACAUCGGGCAAUUUUAGUGGGUAGCGCUAAAAUGAAUAAAAGUGGCCUUCGUUGGCGUUUGUUUACAGUUUUCCGUUAUCUGAUUGGUCAGAGCUCGGGGGUGUGUCUGCUGUAUUAACCAAUCAAAGAUUUGAAGCUCAUGCUCCUUGUGUGAGAUUCCAGACAGGGAAUCCUGAGGUUCAUUGCCCCCAGUCAAUCUAUAGUUCCCUUUUUGGCACAACAUCCCUCCCCUGUCAGUCCAAUGCGAAUUUUCCUGCCCCAGUCAAAUUUACCUGCUAUCCCUUAUGACGAAAUAACUCGCCAGGCUUGUUACACAGAGAUGUCCUAUCUUCACCUAGAUUUAGCUUCCAUUGCAAGUAGAAAUCAGAUUGUGGUUCACAAAGGAAAGGUACUUGAAGAACAGCAAGUUACUCUUUGAUUUUUAUCAUCUGGGUUUGAAAUUUAGAUCAAACCAGUCAAGAGUCAGAUAGUGUGAUUUUUGACAGCAGUAGUCCAAGAUUCAAUAUUUAACAAAAAUUUCGAUUUUUCGACGAACUGAUUUUGUUAAAAUUAUAGUCAAAACGCGCAUUGUUGAAAACCUGUUGUUAACUUUUCAUCUUGUUUUGCCAAAAUACUUGCCACUUUUGUAUAUUUUUUAAUUGGGGUGUCUCCUAAAGUAUCCAUGGUUGUAGUAAAAUGUUUUAAGUAGUCUCCUUGUUUCAAGCCGAGAAAAGCUGCGAUUUUUUGCUCAAUUUAGCUUCAAAUAUGCUUAGAAUAUUUAAGAAGAAAGCCUUCUUAUCAAA